This is a messenger RNA of Musca vetustissima, 1481 nucleotides long. RefSeq names its product coiled-coil domain-containing protein 102A. Bases 12 to 1481 code for a protein of 489 amino acids. The record is from RefSeq and is a predicted model, not a curated record. The transcript is spliced from 10 exons. NCBI's taxonomy places the organism in Eukaryota, Metazoa, Arthropoda, Insecta, Diptera, Muscidae.
UAAUCUAAAGCAUGAUGGAACAAGUAAACAACACUCGUUAUGGAGAUACUGAGUGGGAGGCUCGCGAAUCUCAGCGACAGCGCGAAUUGGAAGAAGCUCGGGCACGGGCGGCCCAGAUGGAAAAGACUAUGAAGUGGUGGUCGGAUUGCACAGCCAAUUGGCGAGAAAAAUGGAGUAAGGUUCGGAAUGAACGUAACAAAGCCAGAGAAGAAGCGAAACAGUUAAGAUCAAGCUUGGAAAUGGCAAUGAAGGAGGCCAACUCUUAUAAACGCGAGAAAAAUGAUCUCGAAAUACAAAUUUCUCAGCUGAAAAAGGAAAUGGAGAAGGUUCAUUCGCUUAUGAUGAAACAUGCAGGACAAUUUCAUAAAUCCGGUGUGGCCGAUACGGGAGAAGAAACUGAAGGAAAUGUUCGAGACUCCAACAAUUCGCCGGAUAUGUCUUCUGAUGGUCUGAAAAAUGUUAAUAGUGAAGAUGGUUUAGUAACAAAGUCAGCGGGCGGUGACUUGAAAGAUCUUGACAUCGAGGAGUUUAUUUUAAAGGGGGCUAUGCCGAAAAAUUUGGCAGAUAUGGAUGAAGUGUCUGCCGAAGAAAAGCGUUUAAUACAACAACUAUCUAAGGAUGACUUUGAUGAAGAUUAUUUGCUUCAAAAAAUAUCUAUGUUGCAGUUGAGAUUAGAUGAAGCCCAGAAAACUGUGCAAGCUGAAAGAGAUGAAAAACAUGUUCUGCAUAAGAACAUUGAAAAACUAUCAUUAGAAAUACAGGAAGUCCGUGAUCGUCAAGAAGAAUUGAGAGCAGCCAAACAGGAAGCUGUGCGUGAAUUGUUAACAUUGCAAGAAUCUCAUCGGGCCGAAAUGCGUAUUAUCAAUAAUUCUUUGGCCGAAGAGGUAGCAUCUCGAGAAAAUCUUGAAAGACGUUUGGGUGAACUACGUACAGAACUUGAAAGGCUUCAGGCUGAGAAUGCCUCGGAAUGGGGAAAACGUGAACGUUUGGAGACGGAAAAAUUAGGCCUGGAACGUGAUAACAAAAAAUUACGUAGUGAAAUUCGUGACUUGCAAGAUCGAUCUGAUCGUAAGGGUCGACCAUUGCCGGCUACUGAUGUUGAAGUUCGGGCAUUACAACAAGAGUUGUCUGAAAAAACAAAGGAAUUAAGUGAACUGAAAAUUUCACAUUCCAAGUUGAAAAAAUUGUUAGCCGAAACUAAUACCGAAUUGGGUCACGCCGUGCGACGGGCUGAACAAUAUGAAGCUGAGGUUAAACGUUUACGACAGCGUGUCGAAGAGCUCAAACGUGAAUUGGCAUCUGCCGAAGAUGAAUUGGAUUCUGCCGUUAAUCAAGUGCGUCGUUUGCAACGAUCCAAUGAUGAGUUAGUCGGUCAAAAUGAAGGUUUACAGGUUCAAAUACAACAUUUGCAAACAAGACUCCGUAAUUAUGGAUCAACAAGUUUGCUACUCGACGAGGAAACCGAAGGAAACAGUGAAUGA